AUGAUCAGACACGAUCAAGACCCCCGUUUCAUGAGUAAGGUCUUCGCUAGAUUCAGAGACCUUCUGAAGAGUAAGCAGCGCGCGACGCUAGGAUACCGGCCUCAGGCCAACGGACAGCAAGAACGCUCAGUCCAAACGGUAAUAGCGUAUGUCGCUGAAGUUGACCAGAGUGACUGCGAUGAACAUGCAGAAAGUUUCAUGUUCGCUUUGAAUACCUCGUUCGACGCUGCAAGAUUGGACACUCCGUUUUACCUGGUCCAUGGCUGGGAUGCGAACCAUAUCCGCAAUGCUGGGCCCGAAGCCAUCCACAGUCCAAGAACGAACGGCCUUGGAGUGGCGUCGGAAGAUGCAACGGGAUUAUAG
Phytophthora megakarya is the source of this 363-nucleotide messenger RNA. The record is from the annotation of a GenBank genome assembly. NCBI's taxonomy places the organism in Eukaryota, Oomycota, Peronosporomycetes, Peronosporales, Peronosporaceae.